Molecule: messenger RNA, 921 nt
Organism: Cucurbitaria berberidis CBS 394.84
Lineage: Eukaryota; Fungi; Ascomycota; Dothideomycetes; Pleosporales; Cucurbitariaceae
Product: snare-like protein
Exons: 5
Coding region: 72-671 (199 amino acids)
Biological process (GO): retrograde vesicle-mediated transport, Golgi to endoplasmic reticulum; intracellular protein transport; intra-Golgi vesicle-mediated transport
Cellular component (GO): COPI vesicle coat
Source: RefSeq, a predicted model, not a curated record
ACGAGAGCUCACCACGGCCCAUUGAAGAGCGCCAUUGAAGUCGACGCCAUCGUAUACACGCGCCGCCCAACAUGUCGCGCCCCCUCUCUCUCUUCAGCAUCCAGGCCAUCCUCGUCCUCGCAAUCGACGAUGGGUCCCGCAUCCUCACCAAGUACUACCAGAACCCGCACCCGCCCGCGGGUCAACACACGGAUUACCCCGGCCAGAUUGCGUACAAGACAGUGAAGGACCAGAAGGCGUUCGAGAAGGGACUGCUGGAGAAAACGGCCAAGCAGACAAGCGACAUUAUAUUGUACGACCACAAGGUCAUCGUCUUCAAGAUGGAGUCGGACGUGAUGCUCUACGUGGUUGGAAGCGCGGAAGAGAACGAGGUUCUGUUGUACAGCGUCGUCCUUGCUCUAAGGGACUCACUCAACAUCCUCCUGAAGAACUCUGUCGACAAGCGCACCGUCAUCGAGAACUACGAUCUUGUGUCGCUCGCCGUCGAUGAGCUCGUAGACGACGGAAUCAUCCUCGAAACGGACCCCGUCAUUGUCGCAUCGCGUGUCAGCAAGCCACCCGCACAGGAUAUGACGUCGAUGAAGAAUCUCGACCUCUCCGAGCAGGGCUUCUUGAACGCGUGGGAGUUUGGAAAGAGGCAGCUAGCAGAGAGGAUACGGCAAGGCCUAUAAUGGCGUUUGCAUCAGCGGGUACGGCGUUGUUGGAGUUUAUAUUUUCUGGGCAAAACGGGCAGCAGUUGGCAUACCCUCCGUGCACGCAUGAUAGAUUUGGGACGAGGAUGGCUAUGGUUGAAGACAUUUUUCGACUGCACAGACUCCAACCCAGUGCCGCUGUGAAUGCUGGUGAAAUAUUAUGUGAAAGCACUGUUGCUAAGCCUUGAGUUGAGGGAGCAUGUUCUAUGACCCUUGCAAUAAUGGAUGG